AUGACGAACGACCCCCUUCCUACCCGCCAGCGGAGGCCCUCUGUGGGUGUCCCUCUCGUCGACAUCCAAGGAAGCGUUGGCCCCGCCGGCAUUUCUCGACCCAAGCACAAGCGAACUUUUACGGGCUUUACUCCCCAGGAGAUCGUCAGUGUUGAGGCUUCGAUUCCCGAGCCGCAGCGCGAGGCCUGGAAUAGGAACAAGUUCAAGCCCUUCACUAACAAGGACGAGUUCGAGCGAGAGGUUGUCCGUCAUGUCGAGACCGAUUUGGCUCGCAGCGUCUUUAACUGCGACGAGUCGGCCGCUUAUGCCGCUACGAGUCUUGCCAUUCGCGACCGUUUGAUUGUGGACUGGAACAAGACUCAGCAGCGCCAGACCUUCAAUGACAACAAGCGUGUCUACUACCUCAGUUUAGAAUUCCUCAUGGGACGCGCUCUGGACAACGCUAUUCUGAACGUUGGCCAGAAGGAUAUCGCUAAGCAGGGCCUUUCGGACUUGGGUUUCAGGAUUGAAGACGUCAUCGAACAGGAGCAUGACGCAGCUCUCGGAAACGGUGGCUUGGGUCGACUUGCUGCCUGCUUCCUCGAUAGCUUGGCCUCCCUCAACUAUCCCGCCUGGGGAUACGGUCUGCGAUAUAGAUAUGGUAUUUUCAAGCAGGAAAUUAUCGAUGGCUACCAAGUCGAAGUACCCGAUUACUGGCUUGAUUUCAACCCCUGGGAAUUCCCCCGACACGACGUGACUGUCGAUAUUCAAUUCUACGGUUCUGUUCACAAAUCGACCGGUGCAGGUGGCCUCCCUGUCUCUCACUGGGAAGGUGGCGAGACCGUGACCGCGGUCGCGUAUGAUGUUCCUAUUCCUGGAUAUGAUACUCCUACCACGAACAACCUCCGACUUUGGUCUAGCAAGGCGGCUAGCGGCGAGUUCGACUUUCAGAAAUUCAAUAGUGGCGACUACGAAAGCUCUGUCGCCGACCAGCAGCGCGCCGAGACCAUCAGUGCGGUUCUGUACCCCAACGACAACCUCGAGCGAGGAAAGGAACUCCGUCUCAAGCAGCAAUACUUCUGGGUUGCCGCGUCUCUGUACGACAUCGUUCGGCGGUUCAAGAAGUCGAAGCGCGCGUGGUCCGAGUUUCCUGACCAGGUUGCUAUCCAACUCAACGACACUCACCCUACGCUUGCCGUUGUCGAGCUGCAGCGUAUCCUAGUCGACUUGGAGGGUCUUCCCUGGGAUGAUGCCUGGAACAUUGUAACUUCGACGUUUGGCUACACCAAUCACACAGUGCUGCCAGAGGCGCUUGAAAAAUGGCCCGUCGGUCUCCUCCAACAUCUCCUCCCUAGACAUCUCCAAAUUAUUUAUGAUAUAAACCUCUUCUUCCUCCAAAGUGUCGAGAAGGUCUUCCCCAAUGACCGCGAUCUCCUUAGGAGGGUUUCGAUUAUUGAGGAGUCUAACCCCAAGAUGGUGUGCAUGGCUCACCUCGCUAUUGUCGGUUCCCACAAGGUCAACGGCGUCGCCGAGCUCCACUCCGAUCUCAUCCGGACAACUAUUUUCAGGGACUUCGUCACGAUUUUUGGCGUCGACAAAUUCACCAACGUCACGAACGGCAUCACCCCACGCCGGUGGCUCCACCAGGCGAACCCUCGCCUCUCCGAGCUCAUCGCGAGCAAGUGUGGUGGCAGCAGCGAGUUCCUCAAGGAUCUCACCCAGAUCAAUAAGCUCGAACUUUACCUCGAAGAUAAGGCCUUCCGAAAAGAAUGGGCUGAAAUCAAGUACGCGAACAAGGUCCGUCUUGCCAAACUGAUCAAGUCCGCGAAUGGCAUCACCGUCAACCCUGCGGCUCUCUUCGAUGUUCAAGUGAAGCGGAUUCACGAAUACAAGCGCCAGCAGCUCAACAUUUUUGGUGUUAUUCACCGAUACCUUCGCCUCAAGGCCAUGUCGCCCGAAGAGAGAAAGAAGCAGCAGCCCCGCGUUUCCAUCUUUGGUGGAAAGGCUGCACCGGGCUACUGGAUGGCUAAGCAGAUUAUCCACCUCAUCAACAACGUCGGAUCCGUCAUCAACAAGGACGAGGAGAUCGGUGACCUCCUCAAGGUUGUCUUCAUCGAGGAUUACAAUGUUAGCAAGGCCGAGAUCAUCAUCCCCGCCUCGGACCUCAGCGAGCACAUAUCUACCGCCGGAACUGAGGCUUCGGGAACUAGCAACAUGAAGUUUGUUCUCAACGGAGGUCUUAUCAUCGGUACAUGUGAUGGUGCCAAUAUUGAAAUUACGCGCGAGAUUGGAGAGAACAACAUCUUCCUCUUCGGCAACCUCGCGGAGGAUGUCGAGGACCUCCGCCACGCGCACACGUAUGGCACACACACACUCGACGCGGAUCUCAUCAAGGUAUUCGAUGAGAUUGAGAAGGGCACGUUCGGAGAGCCUAGGGACUUUAGCGCGUUGAUCGCCGCUGUCCGCGACCAUGGCGACUACUACCUCGUUUCGGACGACUUUAACAGCUACAACACCACGCAGGCUCUGGUGGAUGAGGCGUACAAGAACCAAGAAGGGUGGAUCACCAAGACCAUUACGAGUGUGGCGCGAAUGGGCUUCUUCAGUAGUGACAGGUGUAUCAACGAGUACGCCGAGGAGAUUUGGAACAUUGAGCCUCUUGUGGUGAAGGAUUAA
Messenger RNA from Scedosporium apiospermum, 2655 nucleotides. RefSeq names its product Phosphorylase. Bases 1 to 2655 code for a protein of 884 amino acids. Gene Ontology annotation, cellular component: cytoplasm. Gene Ontology annotation, biological process: glycogen catabolic process. Gene Ontology annotation, molecular function: pyridoxal phosphate binding; glycogen phosphorylase activity. NCBI's taxonomy places the organism in Eukaryota, Fungi, Ascomycota, Sordariomycetes, Microascales, Microascaceae. The record is from RefSeq and is a predicted model, not a curated record. The transcript has 7 exons.